AUGACCUCCGGCGAUGAGAAGCCCGUCGUGGCCUACUUGGGCCCCCCGGCAUCAUAUUCACACCAGGUAUCAUCUAACCUCUUGGUCGCAACGGAAAACUUGGAGCUGACCUUUGGGGGGGGGGAUGUCUUCGACAUCGUCCAAGACGGCGGCGCAACAGCCGGUGUCGUCCCGUUUGAAAACUCCACCAACGGUUCCGUCGUCUUCACCCUCGACGACCUAGCCGACCGCAACGGACGGUAUCGCGACAUCAGAGUCGUAGGGGAGGUAUACGUUGACGUCCACCACUGUCUGCUAGGGCAUCUUCAGAGAAAACCUCGACCCGAGACUGGAGGAUCGUCAGCCUCGACGGCAGCCUCGGCAGCAGCAGCAGCAGCAGCAGCAGCAGCAGUAGGAGGGGGGGGAGGAGGAGGAGGAGGACUAGACGACAGCAACGUGUCGUCGGGGACAUGCACACCCACAGCCGCAGAUCCUCGACCGGCACACCCGCGCACCAAGCCCCUCGGCAGCCUGGACCACAUCAAGCGGCUGUACUCCCACCCCCAGGCCUUUGGGCAGUGCACGGCCUUCAUAUCCACCUACCUCAAGGGUGUCGAGGUCUUCGAGGUGAGCUCGACCAGCAGGGCGGCCGAGAUGGUGAGGGCCGACGAGACGGGUACGUGGGCCGCUAUCUCGAGCCAGCUGGCGGCCGAGGUUCACGGCCUCGACUUCCUCGGCAGGAGCAUAGAGGACAGGAGCGACAAUACCACCCGGUUUCUCAUCAUCAGGAAGGUCGUCGUCGCCGACGAGGCCGCCGAGGCCGCCGAGGCCGCCGCGAGAUCGUCAUCGUCAUCUUGGACUGCGUCGGCGGACGAUGACGGCUGGGCCGUGACGAGAUGCACGCCCCUCGCCGUCGGUGCUGCCGGUGCCGGGACGAAAUCUCUCGUCUCCUUCUCGGUACCUCACGAUUCGCCCGGUGCCCUGGCAGAGGUCCUCGGCUGCUUCAGGGCGUUCGACCUCAACCUCACCAGCAUAAACAGCCGGCCUAGCCUGGACAGACCGUUCCAGUACAUCUUCUUUGUCGAGUUCGAGGGCCACAGGAACAAGGAUCCGGAAGGGAGGGUCAAGGGUGCGCUGGACAAGAUUGACGGUGUCGCCGCGAGCUGGAGAUGGUUGGGGAGUUGGGAGUGA
Molecule: messenger RNA, 1170 nt
Organism: Geosmithia morbida
Lineage: Eukaryota; Fungi; Ascomycota; Sordariomycetes; Hypocreales; Bionectriaceae
Product: prephenate dehydratase
Exons: 2
Coding region: 1-1170 (389 amino acids)
Biological process (GO): L-phenylalanine biosynthetic process
Cellular component (GO): cytoplasm
Molecular function (GO): prephenate dehydratase activity; chorismate mutase activity
Source: RefSeq, a predicted model, not a curated record